UGAAUACGCGGAGCACACAAACUGUCAGAACGUAAUUGGCUACCGGCAACGAAUAAUUCAGAGUUUCCCGAGUCUCAAAAACGAGUGGCCCGUUGUGUGUGUCGUAAUCUAGUGAUAACACAAAUAGAAGUGCGUGCGUCUCCUUGUGUGUGUGUCUGUGUCUGUGUGUGAUUGUGCUUCUUUUCUUUUUUGUUUCGUGUUUGCAUGUGCUAAAUCAAAUUUAAGGAAAGGGCCAAAUUUAAAACAAAACAAAAAAAAAAAAAACGCGCCAUUACUUUCAAAAUUUGCAUUUGGCAACGAAAUAUUUCAAGACGUACAUCCAAUUUCCCUUUUUUGUUUUUUUUAAAUCCAUCCUCGUUCCUACAAAAAUUUGAAUUAAAAAACCCCAAAAAAAAACAAAAAAAACGAGAGAGAGAGAAUCAUGGGUCGAAUGAAAUCCCUGCAGCCGACCGAAGCCGGAAUCCACAACCUGUUUUCCGUCCGAUACCGCCGGCUUAUCGACGAGAACAACAGCAACAACAAUCAGCACAACAACAAUCAGCAACAGCAAAACAACAACAACAAUAACAACGCCCAACUUGUCGUGCAGAAUCUCAUUCGCAUGAAGUUGUCGCAGGAUUACAUCGCAUACUGUUGCGGCCAGUGCGGCCAUCACCAACGAUUCGACAUCAAGGCGGACGAACUACAUAACAUUGGUGACGCGCUCCGCAUGUCGUGCACCAAGGCGCCAUCAGCAGACGCCGCUGCUGCUGCUGCUGCCACCGCAUCUACCACGACAUUGGUCCUUUCAACAACGACGUCCAGCGACGCAAAGUUGAUCAACUUGCCAUCGCCAACGGUCAAGAACGGUCAUACCACUUGGACGAGGCAAUUUCACGACAAGAACCGGCAACAUAGCAAAGCCAACAACAUUGAAAAAUCAGCGGCCUUGGUCGAAGCACCGGAACAUAAUCUGGUUGAGAUGAGCAAAUGCAAGUGCAGCAAAGAUACGACAAAGACGCUCAUCAAAGGAAGCGCAGGUGGCAACGCCGGAGAGGGUAGAGCUCCGGGGAUUGGGGCAGCCUUAGUUAUGCCUUUCCAUUCCCACCACCCCGUCAUGAUGGGUUACAAGCCUCUGCUCUCGUCCAUCGACUUUAGCGCGAGCGGAACGCCGACAUCCGCCAAACCAUCCACGCACUCGUGCAACAGCAGCGUCGGAACAUCGUCUUGCAGCUCAUCAAGGUCUGCCUCGCCAUCAUCGGCGAGCGAUGGCUACCUCCCCACGUUGCCCGUGCGGACGGAUAGCCUGACCAAUUUGGAAGAGGAAGCUUUGCUCAAAUGCGCCCCUUGGUUCCAAGCCGGCAUUCCUAGGGAAAUAUCUUUGGAGAUAUUGCAACAGGAACCGGUGGGGUCGUUCUUGGUUCGCGAAUCGACUUCAAAACCGGGUUGCUACGCGCUAUCGGUUCGUGUCCCGAAAGAAUGUCAAAAACCUUCCAUUGCUCAUUAUCUAAUCACGCAAACCAACAGAGGAUUCAAAAUCAAGGGCUUCACUAAAGAAUUUCCAAGUCUCACGUCCUUGAUUGUGCACCACUCCGUUAUGCAAGAACUCUUGCCCUGCCCACUCUUGCUGCAUCGCCCAUCGUCCGGACUCCUGGCCGACUACCUGGAACAUGCCAACAACUUUGUCGACAUUGACUCGAGCGUCUUGCUCGAACUGACCCGUAAAAAAGGCAUCGAAUAACCACGUCAAAGCUGAUGAGGUGUUUUUAAAACGUUCAUUUCUUUCCAAUUUUCUGUAAACAUUUGUACACACAUCAUUCUUUUACCCCCCUCCCCAUCAAUUGUUGUUUCCAAUUUUAUUCUCCUAUUAUAUUAUAUAUACUCAAGUCUUGAAGGUAAUUUUUUUUUUCCAUAUAUAUACCUAGUCGCUUCAGUUUUUUCAUUUAUCCCGGGGCAAAUUCGUUUGAGAUUGGUAAAUACAUCCCCCCUCCCCUUCUUCCUUACUGCAACUUCCAUUUUGGCAACAACAUUGAUAUUUAAAAAAAAAAAAAAAGCCGUUCAAUGAUAUUUAAUUGCAAUUGCAAGUACAAAGCGGCGUUUGAAUGACAUUAAGAACAAUCAAAUUUUCAAGCUUAAAAAACUUUAAGUCGUCAACAAGUGGCCUAAUCGGCGAUUUCAAAAAAGCCAUUUUCUUUUUCACUUCAAAAUGGAGGUUUACAUAUGUAUAUGAAUAUAACGAUUCCAGCAAUAAAAAUAAACGAAUGGAUAACCUGUGGAA
This is a messenger RNA of Daphnia carinata, 2257 nucleotides long. Its product is annotated as myb-like protein Q. The record is from RefSeq and is a predicted model, not a curated record. The coding region runs from base 422 to 1720 and encodes 432 amino acids. The transcript has 5 exons. Lineage: Eukaryota; Metazoa; Arthropoda; Branchiopoda; Diplostraca; Daphniidae.